AUGUUGUCUCGGGCGAUCGCACUGCCGCGCAUGUGCCUAACAUGCCGCUUCGUCCUCGCACGUUGCAACACGAUUCACGAGACUUAUCGACGGAAACAUCACGACAAUCAGCUGCGAAGCUUCACGUAUGACUCGAGACCUUCUAGCAAGGAGAGAAUAGAAGCAUUGAUAUCUGGAUCGAUCGCCGACGAAGAAUAUGCACCGGGGGCCAAAUCCAAAGGCCGCAAUAGGAGAAAUCGAAGAGGAAAUUUUCAGAGAAAGGGCAGUAGAUCGGAUGACGAUGAUGAACCUGCUGAAUGGGAGCUUCCUCCAAAGCCGGCCGCCCAUGCGCCUCCUCCUCAGUCCUGCCUCGAGAUUCCUGAAAUACAAGAAACUUCCGAACCAUGCACCGAAGAUUUGAAGUCACCAUCAGAAGACCUACCCUUGGAUAAUAAGCCACAGCCCCUCGAGCCACGUCCAGCGAGGCCGCGGCGGGUGUUUAGCCAUGGUUUGCUGCGCCACCAGGAUCUCGGUGUCACGGUGCUAGGAAAACCGAUUGAGGCCCUCAUAAUAAAAAACCCAAAUAAGAUGCGGAAUCUGAGGAAGCCGUUGCCGAUACUUGAGGAAGAUACGGCGGUCACGGGUUCUCCUGUGCACUGGGGAGACAAUGUUCCAAUGGACGACGACUGCAGUUCAGACUUUUCUGCCGAAGUGCAAAGAAAUAUUGAGGAACUGCGUCCUAAAUAUUCGACAGUGCUGCGAAGGAAAGACUUCGACAAACUCAUGAGUGCCCUCGUCGAUGGGUUUACUGGGAGCCAGCUGAUCGACUACUUUAGCAAGGGCAACAGUGACUCGAUGCUGAAUGCAGCAGACACUCCGUCCUACUCAUGGUUGGUUAGGCGUGAUCCAUGGGUAGCAGCACAGUCAAACCAAUGGGGCGUUCUCAAGCCCAAACAGAAACAGGCAGUGUUGAUUAUGACGACCAUGUGGAAAUUGGAGAUCCAGGAGCAGGUCGAGGGCUUAGGUAGGACGUUGAUAUGGCUCAAGCCGGACACAUUCCGCCUCCUUGUCCGCACCCCCAACCGAGUCAUCGAAUCAUUGAGAGCCGAUUUCUUGGAUACAUCAAACAAUGAGAGGAUAUCAACGAAUCUUGACGAUUUCCGGAUAGCCAUGUACACUCGCAAGUCAACUGUUCCCCUUAUUCUGGACCGAAUCGACGAGGCCGUUCGAUUGAUUUCGUCUAAAACAAUAUCGACGAAGCAUAUUUCGAAAGACAAUCUCCUCAGUCCUGUCCUUGAAGAACUCGAACGCAUCACCAAUACGGUUCUGGAGCACCAGGCCAAGCACUCGGAGCUUUCGAUAUCGUGGCUUGCCGACAUCGGCCAGUCCCAAGCGACCCCCGGGUCGAAUGACGCAUCGAUGUGUACAAUCCCGACAGAAACUCCAGCAGACAUCGUGUUGCGAUUGUUGUUGACCCGGCGACAGUCAAAAGACGAGUUUAGCGAUGUCCAAAUUCUCUCUCCGAACAACAGCGAUGUCAACGAUGGCAUCUUUCUGGAGCAUCACCGGGAGAAAAAGGCCAUGUCCUGGAGAGACAAGAUGCGACGAUGGUCGCGAUACGUCACCCCUAUCUACAAAGAAUCUUCUGCGGAUGGCAAGCCAUUGAGUCUGCCCAGCAAAGCUCUACUCCGAAAAUCAUCUGGCGUGACUGUAGGCGAUCAAAUCCCAAAUCAUGUUACGGCUACCUUUGGACACAUCCUCCACACAGAGGACGAUGUGAGGGAGACCAAGAUGGCGAAGAACCGACGCAUUCUCUUCCCCGUGGUCCCGCACCCUGCGGCGUUAACAUCGGUCACUGUCAGCAAAAACAACGCCAUCGUGCAGUCCGCCUCCAUCGUCCUCAAUUUCACCCCCGACCCAACACCACCAUUGCCUCAUGGGCAGGCCAAUCUCCCCCCCCAGAUUCGCCUCCGGCUCCCCGUCAACCCGGACAACGACCUGGCGGCGUUUUCCGUACCUCCCGACUCGACACUCGAAGGCAUCGCACCGUGGCAGGUCAAGGACAUUCUGCUACCCGGCGAAACCGUCGACGUUCGUCUAACACAGCACCGCUUCCUCCCACUCAAUGCCAACCAGUCUUCGUUGAAGGCAUUCCUCGCCGCGUCUGAGUUCAACCUUCUCGCCGGUCAACUCAGAACCCCGAGCAGGACCCGAUUCUCCAUCCCCAGCAGCUGGCUACCCAAGGGAGACCAGUCAACGACGGAGCAAACGCCUGAAGUUCCUUACCUCUUUACGGGCCUCGAGGUUCAUCAGGUCGUCGAGCUGGCAUGGCACGGUCACAUCCUCCGCUACAGCAGCAUCGAAGCCGGCCAGCACGCCGGCCAGCGACGGGAACUCUCCCUCCACGCAAAUCUUGGCGACCUCCAUGCCAUAGGGCAAAACAAGACUUUUUUGCAGCUCGUGGAGGAAGUGGCCUUGGGGAAACACUUCCCAUGGCAGGAUGGACACAAGCUCAUGCAGCAGUGCUCAGGCGACGAGUUUACUGGGGCUCAGAUAAUAGAUGAGCCGUGUUAUGAUGAGACGGUCUCGACUCGGGAAGCAGACGCCGAGGUCUCGAGCGAAGAGGCAGGACCCUUGGGCGUGAACUCCCUCGAUAACAGCGAGGCGGCGCGAAGGCCUUGA
This is a messenger RNA of Drechmeria coniospora, 2661 nucleotides long. RefSeq lists its product as uncharacterized. Bases 1 to 2661 code for a protein of 886 amino acids. The record is from RefSeq and is a predicted model, not a curated record. NCBI's taxonomy places the organism in Eukaryota, Fungi, Ascomycota, Sordariomycetes, Hypocreales, Ophiocordycipitaceae. Gene Ontology annotation, cellular component: mitochondrial inner membrane. The transcript is spliced from 3 exons.